Racocetra persica is the source of this 191-nucleotide messenger RNA. The record is from the annotation of a GenBank genome assembly. Lineage: Eukaryota; Fungi; Glomeromycota; Glomeromycetes; Diversisporales; Gigasporaceae.
GAAGAUUAUGAAUCUAUGCAUGGAGAAGAGUAUGAACCAAUGUAUGAGGAAGAGCAUGAACCAAUGCAUGAGGAAGAGCAUGAACCAAUGUAUGAGAAAGUGUAUGAACCAGAGUUACAAUUAGAUAAAUCUGAAGUUAGUGAAUCAUCACAAGUACAAAAGUCAAAUAGCAGUAAUUCUACACAUACCAG